Molecule: messenger RNA, 4046 nt
Organism: Numida meleagris (helmeted guineafowl)
Lineage: Eukaryota; Metazoa; Chordata; Aves; Galliformes; Numididae
Gene: TOP3A
Product: topoisomerase (DNA) III alpha
Exons: 20
Coding region: 209-3271 (1020 amino acids)
Biological process (GO): DNA topological change
Cellular component (GO): chromosome; nucleus
Molecular function (GO): DNA topoisomerase type I (single strand cut, ATP-independent) activity; zinc ion binding; DNA binding
Source: RefSeq, a predicted model, not a curated record
GCAGCCAGAAGGGAAAGCGCGCCGCCUUUUGCGACAGAAAUAGCGCGGGAGCGGCGGUGGUGGCGGCUGAGAGGAGCGCGGCCCUGGGAGAGGUGCGGCCUCGGAGGGCGGAUCACCCCGCGCUGCGCAGCUCUGAGGAGGGACCGGCCCUGGAGGGAGGACACAGCACUAUGCCUUGGUGCCGUGGGAGCUGUCACAGCUACCUGUGAUGAACUUUCAAGCCAGGCUUCUUGCUAGCUGUGGGGUCAGGAUGCUGCCUCAGCCCUGGCGCAGCUUAUCAUGGGCUGCAGACGGUCCAGCACUGCAGAGGAUCCGGAAGGUCCUGUGUGUGGCUGAGAAGAAUGAUGCUGCCCGAGGAAUUGCAGAUCUGCUUUCCAACAGCAGAAUGCGGCGGAGAGAAGGGUUUUCCAAGUUCAACAAGAUCUACGAAUAUGACUACCAGAUGUUUGGCCAGAAUGUUACUAUGGUGAUGACAUCCGUGUCAGGACACUUGCUGGCUCAUGAUUUCAAGCUGCCAUUUCGCAAAUGGCAUGGCUGUAACCCUCUAGCUCUUUUUGAUGCUGAAAUCGAGAAAUAUUGUCCUGAGAAUUAUAUGGAUAUUAAGAGAACCCUUGAACGAGAAGUCCAGCAAUGCCAAGCUCUGGUCAUCUGGACUGACUGUGAUCGAGAAGGAGAGAACAUCGGUUUUGAGAUCAUUCAUGUUUGCAAAGCUGUAAAGCCAAACCUCCAGGUAUUCCGAGCACGUUUUUCAGAGAUUACGCUUCAUGCUGUCAGAAGGGCCUGUGAGAAUCUCACCCAACCAGAUCAAAAAACUAGUGAUGCCGUUGAAGUCAGGCAGGAGCUGGACCUCAGGAUAGGUGCUGCUUUCACCAGAUUCCAGACCCUGAGGCUCCGGAAGAUCUUCCCUGAUGUUUUAGCAGAUCAGCUGAUCAGCUAUGGUAGUUGCCAGUUCCCAACUCUGGGGUUCGUAGUUGAGCGCUUUAAAGCCAUCCAGGCCUUUGUCCCUGAAGCCUUCUAUAAAAUCAAAGUGACACACGAUCACGAAGAUGGCAAUGUGGUCUUCAACUGGAAGAGGAACCGGCUCUUUAAUCACACAGCGUGCCUGGUCCUUUACCACAUGUGUAUGGAGGAUCCUGUUGCCACUGUUGUUGAGGUUGGAAGCAAGCCAAAGAGCAAAUGGAGACCCCUGCCCCUGGACACUGUGGAACUUGAGAAGCUGGCUUCCCGCAAACUGAAAAUAAAUGCAAAGGAAACGAUGAGAAUAGCAGAAAAACUCUAUACUCAAGGGUUUAUUAGCUAUCCGCGAACAGAGACCAACAUUUUCCCCAAGGAGCUGAACCUCUCUGCCUUAGUACAGCAUCAAACACAGGACCCCAACUGGGGAGCAUUUGCACAGAGGAUCUUGGAUCAGGGUGGGCCAACCCCUCGGAAUGGAAACAAAUCAGAUCAGGCUCACCCUCCCAUUCACCCCACAAAAUACACUGCUAACCUGCAGGGCAAUGAACAGAGACUGUACGAAUUCAUUGUGCGCCAUUUUUUGGCUUGCUGCUCUCAAGAUGCCAAGGGACAGGAAACAACUGUGGAGAUUGACAUUGCUAACGAGCGAUUCGUUGCUCAAGGACUUAUGAUCUUGGCCCGCAACUAUCUGGAAGUUUAUCCCUAUGAGAAGUGGAGUGACAAGGUUAUCCCACUGUAUCAGAAAGGGUCUCGUUUUCAGCCCACUACAGUGGAGAUGGUGGAUGGGGAAACCAGCCCUCCAUUGCUCCUCACAGAAGCGGAUCUCAUUGCACUCAUGGAGAAACAUGGCAUUGGGACUGACGCCACUCAUGCUGAGCACAUUGAGACAAUUAAGACACGGAUGUACGUGGGCCUUACAGCAGAUCAGAGGUUCCUUCCAGGCCACCUGGGCAUGGGGCUAGUUGAAGGCUAUGAUUCCAUGGGCUAUGAGAUGUCCAAGCCUGACCUUCGAGCUGAGCUGGAGGCUGAUCUGAAGCUGAUCUGUGAGGGGAAGAAAGACAAAUCUUUAGUGUUGCAACAGCAAGUCCAAAAGUAUAAACAAGUCUUCAUUGAGGCUGUGGCCAGAGCCAACAGGCUGGAUCAGGCCCUGGCUCAGUAUUUUGGAGAAGCCACAGAAAUUGUAGAGCAAGAGGAAGUCUACCCAGCAAUGCCUGUUUCCAUUCGGAAGUGUCCACAGUGCAACAAUGACAUGGUCCUGAAGACCAAGAAGAAUGGCGGGUUCUAUCUCGGCUGCAUGGGAUAUCCAGCUUGUAAAACUGCGGUCUGGUUUCCUGAUUUUGUGCUGGAUGUGGCCAAGGACGAGAGCAUCUGUGCUGUGUGUAAACCACAUCCAGUUCACAGACUGAAGUUUAAAUUUAAGAGAGGCAGUGUUCCACCCAUGAUGCCCCUGGAGUUUGUUGGCUGCAUUGGAGGAUGCGAUCAGAUGCUGAAGGAGCUCUUGGACCUGAGGUACUCAAACGGAUCGUCCCAACCUGGGCAGUCAGGCAGCCAGCAAGCCAACCAGAUGCAGGUGAACAACUCCCUUAACAGAGCAAACAGUGAAAAGCUGCACGUGGGGGGGACCACAAAUGUGGCAGCAGGACAUCUGCUUUCCUUGAAUUCAAGGAGAGCACCCAGGCCUGCUCCUUCAGCUGAUCCAGAUGAUGGGAACAACGCAGUGGUGUGCAACUGUGGGAACGAAGCCAUGCUGUUAACUGUGCGCAAAGAAGGGCCCAAUCAAGGCAGACAGUUUUACAAAUGCAGUGCCAAGACCUGCAACUUUUUCCUCUGGUCUGAUCAACAGUCAGAGGACAGAAACAAUGCAGCUCCGCGGGGCUCUGCACCACCCCAGGCCUUUGGGGCAAGGGACCCUGCAAAUUCUCAGAGAUCAGGAGGAAAGAGAGGCCCAGAACACUUUGGAAGCAGCAACAACUCCAGUUCAGGAGGCAGCACAGUCUGCAGGUGUGACCAGCCAGCUGUCACACGCACGGUCCAAAAGGAUGGGCCUAACAAAGGGCGGCAGUUCCAUACGUGCUCAAAACCCAGGGAGCAGCAGUGCGGCUUCUUCCAGUGGGCUGAUGAAAACGUGGCUCCAGGAGCUUCUGGAGAUUUCUCUUUUAGCCACUCUGGGAGCAAUGGAUACUCAAGGGAGUUGGGAAGUAAAGCUAAGAGACCAAGCAAUCUCUCCCAAGGAGCAACUGCCAAGAAACCACGGACCUGCAGCAUUUGCCAUCAGCCUGGCCACACUAAGAAAACUUGCCCUCUAGAUCACUGAGCCCAGAUGGACAUCUCUUGAGAUCUGAAAGGUCUGGGGUUGCAAGCUGCUUUAGGAGCAGCUACUGCUGAAAGGAACUGGAACCCAGAAACAAGUCUGCACGAGUGCAUCCAGGAAGGGCUGGUUGCAGGCUGCUCCUACUAGGGGAUACCUUCCUCACUCAUGCUUUAUGAGCAUGGGUAGAGAGGGUUCAAACAGCUUUGAAAAUUAGCUCCACUACUGGUGUCAGCCUUUGGUUUUCAACUGCUCUUCUGCUGAGCAAAUCAGAAUACCCUAAACAUUUCAAGGAAGCAGUUGGAAACUGUGAAUCUGCAGUGAAAACAGGAGUGGAUUUAGUCCACCUGCAGCUCCCACUGUGGUAGCAACUGUAUGCAGCAUUUCUACAUGAGGAAGAGCUGGAUCACAGCCACUGGGAUAGACCCUAGGGCUGCUCAACUCUUCUAUCUCCCUGGUUUUCCACAGUGUGGAAUUUUAAGUUGCCCUUCUAAAUGGAAGUUACCACAGCAACAUUCCCCUUUCUUUUUUGUCACUUACCUUGGUUGUCCUUGUCUGCGAUGGAGCCUGGUGCAAUGAAGAUGGAGCUGGAGCUUGCCCUGAAAGGGAAGCUCAGCUGCAGUGCUCAGGAAAAGCCUUCCUCUUAGACCGUUCCUGAAUUUGAAGCUGCAUUCUUCCCCAGACCUCGAGACGUGCCUGUGUGAUGCUGCUAGUUAAUGGAGGUUAUUUUUGUCCAAGUAAUAAGCUUUGUAUUAAAAGAUUAUUUAAUUUUUAAAUUUGA